This is a messenger RNA of Brenthis ino (lesser marbled fritillary), 387 nucleotides long. The record is from the annotation of a GenBank genome assembly. Lineage: Eukaryota; Metazoa; Arthropoda; Insecta; Lepidoptera; Nymphalidae.
AUGGUACCAAAAAAACCAAUGCCAAAGACCAAGAAGGACAUAAUAGAGAAACCGAUAACGAAAACGAGGAAGAUGAAGAAGAAGAAUUAUAAAAGUUUUUCCAUCUACUUGUAUAAGCUACUUCGAAGUGUUACUAAGGAUACUUUCGGUAUUUCUACACAGUCUAUGUUAAUUAUGAACAAUUUUGUUAAUGAUAUGAUGGAAAAAAUAGCAGUGGAAGCUGGAAGGUUGGUGGCUCACGGAAAGAAGACGACCAUGGGGAGUAGAGAGAUACAGACCGCGACAAAACUCUUAAUCCCGGGCGAAUUGGCAAAACAUGCAAAUAUAGAAGCUAUGAAAGCCAUAAUGAUGUUUCAGAGAAGCCAAGACCAAGACGAUUCUUCAAAA